CUACACCCUUGGGAUCAGGAACACCCACUGGAUCCGUGGUUGUUCCAACCCGCGAUCGGAGUGGCACCAUCAUCGCACGACCCGUCUGGGACCGUCCGCCCAAUACCACCAACGUCUUGACCAACACAGCCACAACCAACACCGCCAGGAGGUCACCACCAUCCACAGACAUAUCCCGCCCAGACACCGAAACGGAGGACGAUGGCGAUGGAGACGCCGAUAUCGACAUGGAUCGCGGUAGGAUCGACGAUUCAGACGUAGCAUCUGCAUCAGCCUCUCCAUCCCCCGAACGGCCUCCCCGUCGACUGCCCCUCCCUCUGGGGAGGAGGGCGGUGGGCAUCGUCACGGACGAUCAAACCACCGGAGCUCUUCCACCCGAUAUGGGUAUGGGUGGUUUGGACACCGAUGCGCAUAUUAUCAUCAACGACGCUGGGGCCGGGGAAGUUGUUGGAGGUGUGGGUGUGGAGGUUGGUGUGGAGGAUGGGAUUGUGAGCCUUGAGGCUAAUGAUGAUUUUGCGAUGGGUGCGCCGCCUGGUGCGCCUGGUGCUAUUAAUGCUGAGGGUGGGACGCCUAGGGGGAUGAAUUUUGAGGGGAGGAGGAGGAACACGAACCCCUCUACAAAUGUGGGAGAGGCGCCGGAUGUUACGCCUCGUGCUGGGGUUGUGGGGUUGCCGAUGAUGGUUGGUGGGAAUACGACUAUAAGGGGGCCGGCUGCGGCUGUGCCAUCGCCAGCAGGACCAGCGCAGCACCACCACCAGCAUCAGAGGAACGCGACUAUUCGUGCGGGGGGAGGAAGGGUGGUUAACCCUGAUGCGUUGGGACCUCGUACGGACGCUGGUGCCAUUGCAGCUGCCAUCGCACGCACAGGCGGCGGUGGUGGAAAUGCCACCACCACUACCGCUAACAACAACACCAACAACAAUGGAGGCAGCCACCACACACAUACUCGAGACACGGAAUCAAGUGGUCCCUACAGAGACGAAGACGUCUUAUUAUCCCUCCAACUCCUCGCGUAUCUGAGCAAAUACCCACAUGUGAGGCAGGCAUUUUAUAAGCCGCGCGUUACGUUUCAUCCUGCUAGUCUUGGGUUGGCUGGUGCGAGGUAUGGUGUUCAGGGGAAGAAGGAGGGUGGAAGUGGGAAGGAAAAGGAGGGGGGUAAGGAAAAGGAAAAGGAAAAGGAAAAGGAGGGGGGGGGCGGGAAAGAUAGGGGAGGGGGGAAGGAAAGUUUUUUCAGAGCUUUUGCGAAUGUUGCUGGUGGGAGUGGGAUUGGGAGGGGUAAGGAACGUCCGUCGUCUUCCUCCUCCCCCUCCCCUUCUUCUCCUUCCACUUCGUCACUGCACAACAACCCAAGCACCUCCCCGCCUACUACUACUACCCCCCUCCGCCAGACCAAUGUUUUUUCACUCGUGGAGCGGUUCACCUUUAAACCCAGUUCGACGGAGACGGACCUGCCGAACCCGCCUCCUAGGUUACCGCCUGAGAUACAGUAUUGGGCUGGCGUUAUUAUGCGGAAUGCGUGUAGGAAGGAUGAUAGUCGUGGUGGGAUUAGGCAGUGUGCUAAUAUGCUCUGUGGACGCUGGGAAACUUACCCACGCGAAUUUGCGAAAUGCAGAAGGUGCAGGAAGGCAAAGUAUUGUGGCAAGGAAUGUCAGAGUACGGCGUGGAGCGAGGGACAUCGGUUUUGGUGUAGUGCGAAGGAUGUGGAUGAGGAUGUUACUGUUGAAAGGGAACGGGAGAGGGUUGAACAUCCGCCACAGCAACAACCACAACAACCACAUGGAGCGGGGGGGAUACAGGUCGCGCAGUUUGGAGUUGGGGAUGUUGUUAAUGUUCCUGUUGGACGGGAGGUGAGGAGGACGAGGGAGAGGGAUCGUGUGCAGGGGUUGGUGGUGGCGGCUCCUCCGCCUUUACCUCCGCAUACGAGAGCGGAGGGGAGCAUGGCGCGUGAUCGGACGUUACAACAACAACAACAUCAAUUGCAGGCGUCUCCGCAUACGCGUAUUCGAUCUCGACAAGGACAUGGACAGCAAGUGCAGGCGGCGCCUGACCCGACGAAUGCUGCGUAUUUGACGUUCCAGGUGCAAGGCCAGGAGUCGUCUGGGAAUGGAAGGAGGAGGGCGGAGACGAUUACGGGGUUGGGUGGACAUGCACAUGCUCAUAGGCUGGUGGACGUUCAGAUCCCACCGACUGCGCCAGCCCCAUCACACCCACACCCACACCCACAUAGGAUGAUACCACGGCAUCCGUUGCAUCAUCAGCCGCAAGGUCCGUUAGUCCCGCAGGAGUGGUUCUCGCCGCCGAAUUUUAGGGGGAGGGGUAAUGAGCCUGGUCCGUCGAGGAGGACGAACCCGAAUCAGAAUCAGAGCCAGACGAGGAGGAUGGAUGUUAGUCCUACGACGACCACGACGAGUUUGAGUUAUCGGGGUUCGAGUGCGUCUGCUUCUGGGGGUGGGGAUGAUAAUGAUAUGGUUUUGGGAUGA
Laccaria bicolor S238N-H82 is the source of this 2480-nucleotide messenger RNA. RefSeq lists its product as uncharacterized. Gene Ontology annotation, biological process: ubiquitin-dependent protein catabolic process; establishment or maintenance of cell polarity. NCBI's taxonomy places the organism in Eukaryota, Fungi, Basidiomycota, Agaricomycetes, Agaricales, Hydnangiaceae. The transcript has 2 exons. The coding region runs from base 228 to 2480 and encodes 750 amino acids. Gene Ontology annotation, cellular component: MUB1-RAD6-UBR2 ubiquitin ligase complex. The record is from RefSeq and is a predicted model, not a curated record.